GGCUAACAGCACCCGUUACAUUCCCGGUGGCAAUGAAUGUUUAGGUUAGUUUUGGGCAGAAGAGUUCGGUUGAGUUUAGAAGGAGAAUGGUGGUCGUCGUCGGCGGCGGCGGCGGUGGUUUCAAAACCAUCCCUGUGCCGCCUAAAUCUAUUGUCUUCUUGAACCAAUGGUGGCUUGUGAAGCAACGCAACGGUUUAGCCGUUGGAGGGGUUGCUUCCGUCGGGAGAGACAGAGAAAGAGUGUUUACGUCCACCGUCAUUGCGGAGAGAGAAGAAGCCAAUGUCGUACGUACUCAAGAUGACACCACUAUUAUUUUCCGUGGUUUCGUCGACACCUCUCGUUCAUCUCAGAGUGGCGUCCCCUUAGAGGUUUGUCAACACUUCCUGGUUGGAUUUCCAUACAAUUGGAGCGCGUAUUCUUCAAUUGAUAACAUAGAAUGCGAAUGUAACAAUAGUGAAAAAGGAAUCCCAGUUGAAAGCCUAGCCAAUGUUGAAAGCCUAGCCAAUAUUCAAAGCCAAGCCAAUGUUGAAACCCAAGCCGAUGGUAAAUCUUCGAUCGGUAUGUAUGAUUCCACAGGCCCUUCUGGAAAAAACAUCGUUAAAACUCAAAUUUCGGCCAAGAAAAAGAAAGCUGUUAGAGAAAAGAUAGGGUUGGAUGCAAGUAGGAUGGUAACGAGAAGCAUUUCCAGAAAUAGUCAAUCAAUGCCCAAAGAAGACGGGAAAGCUCCAAAAGCCAAUGUUUUUUCUCAAGUUAGGAGAUCUCCCAGGCUAUAUAGUUGUAAAUAAUUAUCUCUCAUACUGAAGUAGUGUUGGAUAGUGAAACUUGUGAACAUAGUUUGCUAUAUUAUGCUCUGUUAGUUUAUUUGAAGUGUGUAUUAUUGA
Molecule: messenger RNA, 881 nt
Organism: Vigna umbellata (rice bean)
Lineage: Eukaryota; Viridiplantae; Streptophyta; Magnoliopsida; Fabales; Fabaceae
Source: RefSeq, a predicted model, not a curated record